AUGGUGACGCAGCAGGCGGCAGCGGCGGCAGCCACCCACCUGGGCUGGGAGGAGCGGGAUGGCACGCUGUACAUCCUGGAGAGCAGCGACGAGGGGGAGGAGCAGGAUGACGCUGUGCAGCAAGAGGAGGCUGAUGUUACACCACCGGCCAUCAGCGGUGGCAGGUUGCCAGAGGGGGCAGAGGAUGCCCAGCUGAUGCCCGAGGAAGAUGGCUUGCUGCCUGAGAGGCCCAGCUGGCGGAUUGCCGGUCACCAGUGGGUUCUGAAUACGGUCAUCCCCUACCGCGUGGCGUACCAACGUGUCACCAAGGCUUAUAGCAAGUGCAUGGAAGAGAGUCCCAAAGACUACCCGGCAGUGGUCGUGGCGGUGGCGGCAGGGUUGGACUUAAAUGUCUCCCGGAAGAUAGAGACCUACAUCAGGAAGAACAUGGGCACCAAGGGCGCACUGCGUUCGCCCGACCAGCUCCCACAGAUGCUGCCUGUGGCCAACUGCGGGGAGCGCUUUGCGAUUCCGGCGGACGACCUGCGUUGUGCGCUCGCGGCUGACCCGGGUGCACUGGGGUGGCGUAACAGAGCGACAGGCCAGCAUAGCGGCAAGAGGGGCCGCGUGCCAAAAGACACUGUUCUGGGCGCCUAUCAGAGCCUGCAGUUGCUCCAACCGGAGUACAUGGACAUGAUUGCCGACCCCGAGCUGGCGGCGGACAUGCAGCUGACGGGAUCACAGCUGUCCUUAUGCUGCGAGGCUUUCGCAGCUGACAGCAGCGUGGGUGAUGGUUUUUUCACCAAGAAAACACGCCUGGCCGAGCCGCUGCUGGCGGAGUUUGAUGUGAGCUCCUGCCGCCAUGACGUGUCCCUCGACCCUUUGAUCGAGCUGAAGCGCGGCGUCCGCCAGCUGUCGCACCUCCAGGGAGGUGCCAAUUGCUUGUUUGUGGAGGCGCUGGUGUUCGGUUGGCCUCACCUGUUUGUCAUUACAACACGAGAUGUUGAGCCAGGGGAGGAGUUCCUAUUGGACUAUGGCCGGAGCUAUUGGCAGAACAUCGCCAAGGAGAAGCAGCGCUGCCGUAUGAGCGAGGCGGAGCAACAGCAGCUGCGGGCAAUGUAUGAGGCGGAGCAGGCACGUCUGAUGGAGGCGGGGCAGAAGCCUGCCUCCCUCAUCACCAGUGGCCAGCAGGGCACGGCGGCCUCGGGCGUGGCCGCAUCAGGCGGCGAUGGCGGCGAUCUGCGCGGCACUAGCCAUGCCAUCAGAGCGCCCGCUGAAGUUCUGGCUCCCAUGGCUGAGCAGGAGCAGGCGCAGCAGGAGCAGGCGCAGCAGGAGCAGGAGCAGGCACCGCAAGAGCAGGAGCAGCCGUAG
Chlorella variabilis is the source of this 1350-nucleotide messenger RNA. RefSeq names its product expressed protein. The transcript has 11 exons. Lineage: Eukaryota; Viridiplantae; Chlorophyta; Trebouxiophyceae; Chlorellales; Chlorellaceae. The record is from RefSeq and is a predicted model, not a curated record. The coding region runs from base 1 to 1350 and encodes 449 amino acids.